Molecule: messenger RNA, 13059 nt
Organism: Coregonus sp. 'balchen'
Lineage: Eukaryota; Metazoa; Chordata; Actinopteri; Salmoniformes; Salmonidae
Source: the annotation of a GenBank genome assembly
CUUAGGGAUGACAUCACUGGCUGUUGGCGUGGUCCUAUGCCUAACAGGCUGGAUCACUCUCUACACCCUACUGUGUAACACCAAUGGCAGCCAUGGCUCUGAGUGGAACUGUAGGCUGGUCACACUGCUCCAUGGCAUCCUGGCAGUCUGUAUAACAGCAUACAUAGGCUAUGUGGAUGGACCUUGGCCCUUCACACAUCCAGGUAAGAUGCUUAAUAUCUAAUCCCAUGUAGUGCUGCUCCUACACCACCUUUCUGUAAAGGUGGUAAAGUUGGUAUAGGAGCAACAUGUUUUUUUUAAUGUAGUUUCUUGAUCAGUAUACUUUGAUGUGUGUUUGUAUGUUACUAACUAUGAAUAGUGUUUACAAUAACGUUGUGAUCUUGUUUCCAGGCACAAAGAACACCCCCCUUCAGAUCAGUGCUAUGGUCAUUAGCCUGGGUUACUUCAUCUUCGACAUGGGCUGGUGUGUUUACUUCAGCACCGAGGGCCCGGUGAUGCUGGCCCACCACACCAUGAGCAUCCUGGGUAUCUUGCUGACCCUGAGCUUGGGGGAAUCAGGCAUCGAGUCCUGCGCCGUGCUCUUUGGCAGUGAGAUCACAAACCCCCUGCUGCAAGCUCGCUGGUUUCUGAGACAGUUGGGACGCUAUGAGAGCCUGACAGGGGAGGCGGUGGAUGUUCUGUUUGUAGUGCUAUUUGUGUUUAUGCGCAUAGUGGUUGGCGGAAGGAUGUUGUACUGCGAGCUCAUCUCCCCACGGCCCAUGUUCAUUAUAAAGUGUGGGGGAGUUGCCAUGUAUGUGCUGUCCUGGGUGUUCAUGGUGGACAUUGGUCGUUUUGCCUACCGCAAGAGUCAAUCCAAAUACAGAUGCUGGAAUGACCAACACAGAUUGGCAACAGUUAACAGACAUGAUGGAAAGACAGACUGAAAGACUUCCUGAUCUUUAGUUUAUACUAAUAUACCUUUAACAAAUGAUUAACUAACAAAUGGUUGUGUGUAAGCAAGGGGUCAAAGUCAAGCAAUUAUUUGUUAUUCAGCUUACACUUGUACAUGUUUGUGCUCAGUUCAGAAAAAACAAGCUGCUCAGUUUAGACAUACACUGUUCAUCAGUCACUUUGGAUUAUAACACAGGUUCAUUUGAAGGUAAUGUACAGUGCCUUCAGAAAGUAUUCACAUCCUUUUUCCACAUUUUGUUCAAAUCAAAUUAAAUGUAGACAACAGGUGUAGACUAACAGUGAAAUGCUUACUGGUCCAUUUCCAACAAUGCAGAGUUAAGAUACAACAUUUAAUAAAAAUAUAUAUAAAUAUUGACACAAGGAAUAAAUAAUACACAGUGAAUAAAAAUAAUGAGUAAAAAUAACAUGGCUAUAUAUAGGGAGCAGAACAUAACAUGGCUAUAUACAGGGAGUACCAGUACGGAGUCGAUGUGCAGGGGUACGAGGUAAUUGAGGUAGCUAUGCACUGUACAUAUACACUACCGGUCAAAAGUUUUAGAACACCUACUCAUUCAAGGAUUUGUCUUUAUUUUUACUAUUUUCUACAUUGUAGAAUAAUAGUGAAGACAUCAAAACUAUGAAAUAACACAUAUGGAAUCAUGUAGUAACCAAAAAAGUGUUAAACAAAUUAUUGCACACAGAGUCCAUGCAACUGCCAAGAGUGUGCAAAGCUGUCAUCAAGGCAAAGGGUGGCUAUUUGAACAAUCUUAAAUAUAAAAUAUAUUUGAUUUGUUUAACACUUUGUUGGAUACUACAUGAUUCCAUAUGUGUUAUUUCAUAGUUUUGAUGUUUUCACUAUUAUUCUACAAUGUAGAAAGUAGUAAAAAUAAAGAAAAACCCUUGAAUGAGUAGGUGUUCUAAAACUUUUGACUGAUAGUGUAGGUAGGGGUAAAGUGACUAGGCAACAGGAUAGAUAAUAGACAGUAGCAGCAGCGUAUGUGGUGAUUGUGUUGUGUUACAGCCUGAAUUUAAAAUUGAUUACAUUUAGAUUUUUGGUCACUGGCCUACACACAAUACUCCAUAAUGUCAAAGUAGAAUUGUUGUUUGAAAUUUUGACAGAUUAAUUACAAAUGAAAAGCUGAAAUGCCUUGAGCAGUGGUGGAAAAAGUACCCAAUUGUCAUACUUGAGUAAAAGUAAAGAUACCUUCAUUGAAAAUGACUAAAGUAAAAAGUGAAAGUCACCCAGUAAAAUACUAGUUGAGCAAAAGUCUAAAAGUAUUUGGUUUUAAAUAUAGUUAAGGAUCAAAAGUAAAUGUAAUUGCAAAAAUAUACUUAAGUAUCAAAAUUGCUUAUAUUAAGCAAACCAGACGGCACAAUUUUAUUUGUAUUUAUUUAUUUAGGGAUAGCCAGGGGCACACUCCAACACUCAGACAUAAUUUACAAACAAAGCAUUUGUGUUUAGUGAGUCCGCCAGAUCAGAGGCAGUAGGGAUGACCAGGGAUGUACUCUUGACAAGUGUGUGAAUUGGACCAUUUUCCUGUCCUGCUAAGCAUUCAAAAUGUAGCGAGUACUUUUGGGUGUCAGGGAAAUGUAUUGACUAAAAAGUACAUUAUUUUCUAUAGGAAUGUAGUGAAGUAAAAGUUGCGAAAAAUAUAAAUAGUAAAGUAUAGAUACCCCAAAAAACUACUUAAGUAGUAUUUUAUUUUUACUUAAGUACUUUACACCACUGGUCUUGAGUCAGUAAGUAUUUGACCCCUUUGGUAUGGCAAGCCUGAAUAAGUUCAGAAGUAAACAUUUGCAUAACAAGUCACAUACAGUUGAAGUCGGAAGUUUACAUGCACCUUAGCCAAAUACAUUUAAACUCAGUUUAAACUCAAGCUUUAACUUCCUGACUGAUGUCUUGAGAUGUUGCUUCAAUAUAUCUACAUAAUUUUCCUUCCUCAUGAUGCUUCACGUUUGGGAUGGUGUUCUGCGGCUUGCAAGCCACCCCCCUUUUCCUCCAAACAUAACAAUGGUCAUUAUGGCCAAACAGUUCUAUUUUUGUUUCAUCAGACCAGAGGACAUUUCUCCAAAAAGUAUGAUCUUUGUCCCCAUGUGCAGUUGCAAACCGUAGUCUGUCUUUUUUAUGGCGGUUUUGAAGCAGUGGCUUUUUCCUUGCUGAGCGGCCUUUCAGGUUAUGUCGAUAUAGGACUCGUUUUACUGUGGAUAUAGAUACUUUUGUUCCUGUUUCCUCCAGCAUCUUCACAAGGUCCUUUGCUGUUGUUCUGGGAUUGAUUUGCACUUUUCGCACCAAAGUACGUUCAUCUCUAGGAGACAGAACGCCUCUCCUUCCUGAGCGGUAUGACGGCUGCGUGGUCCAAUGGUGUUUAUACUUGCGUACUAUUGUUUGUACAGAUGAACGUGGUACCUUCAGGCGUUUGGAAAUUGCUCCCAAGGAUGAACCAGACUUGUGGAGGUCUACAAUUAUUUUUCUGAGGUCUUGGCUGAUUUCUUUUGAUUUUCCAAUGAUGUCAAGCAAAGAGGCACUGAGUUUGAAGGUAGGCCUUGAAAUACAUCCACAGGUACACCUCCAAUUUACUCAAAUUAUGUCAAUUAGCCUAUCAGAAGCUUCUAAAGCCAUGACAUCAUUUUCUGGAAUUUUCCAAGCUGUUUAAAGGCACAGUCAACUUAGUGUAUGUAAACUUUUGACCCAAAGGAAUUGUGAUACAGUGAAUUAUAAGUGAAAUAAUCUGUCUGUAAACAAUUGUUGGAAAAAAUACUUGUGUCAUGCCAAAACUAUAGUUUGUUAACAAGAAAUGUGUAGAGUGGUUGAAAAACGAGUUUUAAUGACCUAAGUGUAUGUAAACUUCCGACUUCAACUGUAAGUUGCAUGGACUCACUCUGUGUGCAAUAAUAGUUUUUAACAUGAUUUUUAAAUCUAUGGUAAAACCUGAAAAUGGUUGUCUAGCAAUGAUCAACAGAGCUUGAAGAAUUCUGAAAAGAAUAAUGGGCAAAUGUUGCACAAUCCAGGUGUGGAAAGCUCUUAGAGACUUACCCAGAAGACUGACCGCUGUAAUCGCUGCCAAAGGUGAUUCUAACAUGUAUGUAUUCUAACAUGCAUCUCCCGUGUGGCGCAGUGGUCUAAGGCACUGCAUCGCAGUGCUAGCUGUGCCACUAGAGAUCCUGGUUCGAAUCCAGGCUCUGUCGUAGCCGGCCGCGACCGGGAGACCCAUGGGGCGGCGCACAAUUGGCCCAGUGUCGUCCAGGGUAGGGGAGGGAAUGGCUGGCAGGGAGGUAGCUCAGUUGGUAGAGCAUGGCGUUUGCAACGCCAGGGUUGUGGGUUCGAUUCCCACGGGGGGCCAGUAUAAAAAAUUAAAAUAAUAAUAAUAAUUCUACUAAAAAAUUAAAAUAAAAAAAUUAGAAUGGAUGCACUCACUAACUGUAAGUCGCUCUGGAUAAGAGCGUCUGCUAAAUGACUAAAAUGUAAAAUGUAUUGACUCAGGGGGUUGAAUACUUAUAUAAUCAAGAUAUAUUAGUGUUUUAUUUUUCAUAAAUGUUUUACAAAUGUUAGAAUUUUUCAUCCACUUUGACAUUACAGAGUAUUUUGUGUAGAUCAUUGACAAUUUAUUUGUUUACAAUUAAAUCCAUUUUAAUCCCACUUUGUAACAGAACAAAAUGUGGAAAAAGUCGAGGAAAAGUCGAGGGGUGUGAAUACCUUUUGAAGGCACUGUUUUUCCACAUUGCAAUUAUGCUGCAUUUUACAGAACAUUUACUGAACAUAAAAUGUAGGUUAAUCUGACUUGCUCGCACAAAUAUUAAGCAUUGCUGAUAUUUUUGGUGAUGGUAGAAAGUGAAGUGCGUCAUGCAGUCUUUUGGAACUUCUAUAUGUGUUUGUGUGUGUGUUGAUCAUUUAAGUGUUUUUUGUUUUGUUUUUGUGUAUUUAGCUGAGGGAUGACAUCACUGUCUGUUGGCGUGGUCCUCUGCCUUACAGGCUGGAUCACUCUCUACACACUACUGUGUAACACCAAUGGAAGCCGUGGCUCUGAGUGGAACUGUAGGCUGGUCACACUGCUCCAUGGCAUCCUGGCGGUCUGCAUAACAGCAUACAUAGGCUAUGUGGAAGGUCCAUGGCCCUUCACACAUCCAGGUAAGAUGCUCGCCAUCUAAUUACACUGAAACAGAGUAAUCGUUUCCAUGUAGAGUGCUGCUUCUAUACCACCUUUCUCUAAAGGUGGUUAAGUUGGUAUAGGGGUCAUUCCAUGUCAUUUCAGCAAGCCAUUAUUUAUUAUAUAUUUUUUUAGUCAUUUUUUAGCAGACGCUCUUAUCCAGAGCAACUUACAGGAGUAAUUAGGGUUAAGUGCCUUGCUCAAGGGCACAUCGACAGAUUUUUCACCUAGUCAGCUCGGGGAUUAGAACCAGCGACCUUUCGGUUACUGGCACAACGCUCUUAACCACUAAGCUACCUGCCGCCUCGACACCCAUGACACCCACUAUCUCAUAUUGUUCUGAAAUCAUUAAUCAAGAUUAGCAUUUUUGCAACAUUAUCUUGUUUAGAUAUAAUUUGAUCUGUGAGAAAUUAAGCUAAUUGAUUUUACCCAAAUUGGCCAUUUUAAUGUGUAGGCUUCAUAUAAUAUUCUAUAAAUAUAGUACCUUACAUCCGAUUUGGACCAAACUUUUUUUGUAACAAUGAGUAAGACAUUAGGAAUCCAAAGAAAUGGUUAAAAGCCACCCAGGGACCUCCACGCCAAUCCCAACCCAACGAGUAUACAAUAUCAGUUCUCUAUGUCUGACAAGUAGUAUGGAGCUGCGGCUCAGAAUAUUGUUUCUUCAUCCUAUGUAAUGUAUUCUCAGAAAUAUGUCAUUUUAAGUUGUUAGGUUUAUGUCACAUCCAACAUCCUGAUAUUACCUGGUUGAGACCACUAGAUGGUGCUGUUCCAGGACUAUAUAAAUACUUAUGGUAAUAUGCUAAUGGUAAUAUACACUGAGUGUACAAAACAUUAGGAACACCUUCCUAAUAUUGAGUUGCAUCUCCUUUUGCCCUCAAUUCGUCGGGACAUGGACUCUACAAUGUGUCGAAAGCGUUCCACAGGGAUGCUGGCCCACGUUGACUCCAAUGCUUCCCGCAGUUGUGUUAAGUUGGCUGGAUGUCCUUUGGGUGGUGGACCAUUCUUGAUACACACGAAAAACUGUUGAGCGUGAAAAACCCAGCAGGGCUGCAGUUCUUAACACACUCAAACCGCCUGGCACCUACUACCAUACCCCGUUCAAAGGCACUUAAAUCAUUUGUCUUGGCUAUUCACCCUGUGAAUGGCACACAUACACAAUCCAUGUCUCAAUUGUUUCAAGGCUUAAAAAUCCUUCUUUAACCUGUCUCCUCCCUGUCAUUUACACUGAUUGAAGUGGAUUUAACAGGUGACAUCAAUAAGGGAUUAUAGUUUUCACCUGAAUUCACAGGAGUAACAGUGACCAGUAACAGGAUAAAAACUAAUAGUAAUGGCAAUCAAUAAUCAAUGGACAGCAGCGUAAUAGAGUAAUAAAUCAAAUCAAUAAUACUUUUGACAGCAGCGUAGGUUGUGUCUGAGUUGGUAGAGACCUGUGGAUGGGCAUAGAUGGAAUCAGUGUGGAUAGUCUGUGGGAGAGGGAGAGCAGUAGUUGUUAGCCAUUCAAGAGUAUUAUGGCCAGGGGAUAGAAGCUGUUUAGGAGUCUGUUGGUCUGAGCCUUGACGCACCGGUACCACCUGCUGGACUGGAGCAUGGAGAACAGUCUAUGUCUCGGGUGGCUAAAAUCUUUGGCAGUUUUUCGGCCCUUUCUCAGACACCGCCUGGACCAUCCUCAACUACCUCUGUAGGGCCUUCCAGUCACGGGCGGGGCAGUUGCCACACCAGAGAGUGAUACAACCAGUCAGGAUGCUCUCAAUGGAGCAGCUGUACAAGUUCCUGAGGAUCUGAGGGGCCAUGCCAAAUCGUUUCAGUCUCCUAAGGGCUUCUAAGGGUGUGUGUAGGACCAUGUUAAGUCCUCAGUGAUGUGGACACUGAGGAACUUGAAGCUUUUGACCCCCCCCCUACCCCCCCUCCCGUUUCCUGUAGUCCAUGAUCAGCUCCUUGGUCUUGCUGACAUUGAGGGGGAGGCUGUUUUCCUGGCAAAACACUGCCAGUUCUCUGACCUCCUUCCUGUAGGCUGUCUCAUCUCCGUUGGUGAUCAGGCCUACCACCGCCGUGUCAUCAGCAAACUUGAUGAUUGAGUUGGAGAUGUGCGUGGCCACACAGUCAUGGAUAAACAUGGAGUACAGGAGGGGGCUAAGCACACACCCCUGUGGGGGGCCCCGUGUUGAGAGUCAGCGUGGCGGAGGAUUUGUUGCCUACUCUAACCACCUGGGGUCAGCCCGUCAGGAAGUCCAGGAUCCAGUUGGAGAGGGAAGUGUUCAGUCCCAGGGUCCCGAGCUUGGAGGGCACUAUGGGUGUUGAAUGCUGAGCUGUAGUCGAUGAACAGCAUUCUCAAAUAGGUAUUCCUCUUGUCCAGGUAGGAGAGGGCAGUGUGGAGUACAAUUGAGAUUGUAUUGUCUGUAGAUCUGUUGGGGCGGUAUGCAAACUGAAGUGGGUCUAGGGUGUCUGGGAUGAUAUGUGCCAUGACCAGCCUUUCAAAGCACUUCAUGACUACAGAUGUUAGUGCUACAGGGUGGUAGUCAUUGUGGCAUGAAGCCUUAGAGUUCUUGGGAACAGGAAUGAUGGUGGUCAGCUUGAGACAUGGGGAUUACAGACUGGGACAAGGAGAGGUUGAAAAUGACCGUGGAGAUGCCUGCGAGCGAAUGUUGACCAGAUUAAAAACCUUAUUCACGUCGGCCUCGGGGAGCGAGAUCACCCAGUAGUCUGGGAUGGCGGGGGCCCUCGUGCAGUGCUCUGUGUUGUUUUUGUUCGAAGCGUGCAUAAAAUGUAUUGAGUUCAUCUACAUAGGUGGGAGUCUCGAGCCCGGACUUUGCUACAUAUUUAGGCGGGAGUCUCGAACCCGAAGCUCUACAGAUCAGAGCUGAUGCUUAGUGUUGCUAGCUAUUCUCUCAAAGCAUCCGAAGCUGACACCGUGGCACCAGCUCGAGGCCUCAAAGCAGACACUGAGGCACAUCGAGACACAAAGCUAUUUAGCAUAUUUAUUUUUAUUAUAGUUACUUUUUCUUGAAACACACUUCUCUUGUGUAUCCAAUUGAGUGAAAAUCUGUUCCUUGCACACAGAUUCAGUGCUGUACUCAGGAUGUCAUUCCACCCGUGUCAACAGUGUGAGAAACAACCCCCAGCCUCAGAUGAGCACACUCUUUGCAUUCUUUGCUUGGGAGCUGAACAUGCUCAAGUGGCUCACAGGGUAGCAGCUGUUGUACUCACUGUCAGAAAUUCAAACCGAGAGCAUUGAAAUCUCGACUUGAGAGCUUUGUGGGCGGAACCUCCGGACUGUCAUCAGAUGAGUGAGCUUCCCACUCUUAUGCCACAGACUAUGAUCACUCUGAUGAUGAUGAUGAUGAUGAUGAUGAUGAUUGGUAUGCACCAUGGCUCUAGCAUCGUCCAGUCCCAGCCUGUCGGCAGCAACGCUCAUGCCCCGCCCACCUGAGGAUCUGUCUUUUUCAGCCAUCUAUUUACUUUGUGUGAGGGGUGCAAAAUCCACUUGUCACUUAAAUCUCACUGGAUUGAUUGCUUUCAUUUUACUCCUGUGACUCUUUCAUACUCUUGCUUGUGCCUGUCGUUGUUUCCAGUUAAUGGUACAACGUGGAAAUGUUUGUAAUGACCUGUCAAACACUGAAAUGGGCUCAAUGGAACACAUUCUCUUUCCGUUGCAUCUAUAAGAAUGCUAAAGCUUCAUCUAGGAUUUAACACAUCAUCUCGACACUUACAUCACAAGACAGAGAAGAAAGAUAACUUUAUUUUGAUUGGUGUUAAUUUUUGGUGGAAUGGAAAAAAGUGAUAAUUUACUACAAAUUAGAUGAAAGCAACUUCCGAAAAUGAACACUUAUAGUGAGUGAUAUGAUGUCUGAUCUCGCAAACAAUGUGAAGUAUGUAUAGAUAGGUGUAACCUAGAGCCAAGCGUGUUGUUUUUUUUUAUCCGAGUGUAUUCUGCUAUUUACACACUUGUUGAAUGAUGCUACAGAACGUGACAACAACAGUAAUUAAUGAGGUAGUGUAGACAGCACAGGUGAUUGCAGGUAGGCCUAGACAGAGGACAUUGUUGUGGUUGCAGCCCUGUUCCACCCCUUUAUCUUAAUUUAUUAAUAUAUGCAAAUACACCCAGUUGUAUAUAUAAUUUUAUUUAUUUUAAUACAAAAUAUAAAAUAAAUACCUGAUACCAUUAGAAAAUGUAUAUAUGAGUGCAUUCUAAGAAAAAAAUGUAAGAUUUGACAAAUUGAAAACCUGAAUUCCCACCAAAAUCCCUGAACUCCAUUAAUUAUUUGUCCGUGCCAAUAAAAUGUUUUAUGUGCUAUAAUUUAGUCAAUACCUGAUGGAUUCAAACAGUUUGGAGUAUCUUCAUCCAUUGUCCAACUGUUGCAUUUAUUAGAAUUGUUUUUAAAACUUUUUAACAAUUUUGAUGACUGUUGCUACUGGCAGUGACACUCGACCAGAAAAUAUCCUUUGAAAUCUUUGAGAGGGCAAGCAGGAACCUCAAUGUGGAGCACGCCCCUUCUGCCACGAUGUCCACAUUCAGGUUUGAUGAAUUCAGUUCUUCAAAGACUGAGACAUGCCUCCUGUUGUUCAAAGACUUUGUGCGUGAGCUCCAAUGCACAUGAAACACGCCAAAUCAAAGAACCCCUGCCAUGCCAAGCAAAUGCACUCGCUUAGCUAUAGUUCAUGGUGCAGACAAGAAUGGUUUUGGCCAUUUCCCCCGUAUGGACAAAUAAUUUGCUUCACUUGUUCUGCCUGCUUCUCUCUGUCACAGUUCAGACCAAGAGCUGGCUUACAAACGAUGCAGGGCAUUUGAUUGCUUCCUACGCAGGACACAUGACAGCACCUUUUUUCAGCUGCAAGGCAUGGCAAUUCAGCAGCGAUACUGGCCUUCUAUCAGAAGUAGCUGCAGGCACGCCUCUCCGCAAACUACAAUACUAAGACCACGAAAGAACUGUCUAGAGUGACAGAUCUGCUCAUCCAGUGCCUUCAGGGCAAUGCUCAGAUGGUUGGGGAAACGUUGACCACACUGCGUGUGGCACAGCACCACCUAUGGUUAGCACAGUCCAAGCUCCCUGACAAAGGGAAAGUUCCACUCUGAUGGAACCGACUCUCUAGCGGAAGUUUCUCGCUUGCCCCUCGAACUUUCACAAAUUGCAUAAGCGCAGCAUCAACACCCCUUUCGCCAAGCAGGAGUCAGGGUCCUGAAUUACUUAGAUGAUUGGCUAGUAUGUGUAGGGUCACAAAGCCUUGGCACACACAUCCAUUGUCUCACAUCACCUCUCCGAGUUGGGACUAACAAUGAACUUGGAAAAGAGUUCUCUGGUCCCUACUCAGUGUGUGCACUUCCUGGGUUUGACACUGUACACUGGAGCAAAACACUUGCCGGAAAGAGUGGUAUCAUUUAAAAAAUCUCUUUCAACAUUCAAACUGAGGAAAUAGGUGACAGUGCUAGAGAGUCGGAGGCUCCUAGGCCACAUUGUUCUGUUGGGCUUGCUCCACAUGAGGCCAAUACAGACACAAUCUAUGUCCCAGAAUGGACAAAUUUCAUUUCAUUUCUAACAAUGAGUUGCUAGAGAGAAAUACAAUGGUGGUGAAUAGCACUUCAAACUCCCAGUGGAGUUCUCCUAGGCGCAGUUCACAACCAGAUUUGAUUACAGACACAUCCCUACAGAGAUGGGGAGCAGUCUUGAACCAGUAAGGGGUUCAUGGUGUAUAGUCAGCGCCAUGGACAACAGCUCACAUCAAUGUACUGGAGCUCAAGGCGUCCACCUUGCCCUCCAGCACUUCCUCCCAACAUGUACCGAUAUGGACAGACAACACGACAGUGGUUGCGUACAUCAACUGCCAGGGUGGACUGAGGUCAAUGGCACUACACAAGGUAGCAAGGGAGCUACUGCUUUGGGCAAACAAACACAUUACAUCCCUCAGAGCAAUACACCUGCUGGGGCCAAUCUGUUCGCAUUGCGAGACUCAACCUAUUGUCCUAUGUGGUUCUCCAUAAAGGGUCCAGCAGGCCCACUCAGGGCUAACGCCCUAUCACACUGAUGGCCCGAGGGGGGCUGCUCUAUGUGUUUCCACCAAUUCCCUCGCUCCCUCAGUUCUUGAGGAAGAUCAGCCUUGAGAAUGAGUCAGUUCUACUUGUGGCUCCACAUUGGCCACAGAGUCACUGGUUUUCAGACCUUGUACAGCUGACAACCUUCCAAACAUGGGAACUCCCUCUUCAAGCGGACCUCCUGUCACAAGCGAACGGCAAGCUUUUGCACCCCAAACCCAGCACACUGAAGUUGUGGAUGUGGCCCCUGAACUUGACCGCCUUGUAGCUGUACCCUCCUUGGUAAUUGAUACAAUACAGGCAGUAAGGGGGUCCUCUACACAAAGACUAUUCCUACAAGUGGAACGUGUUCAGGAAGUGGUGUAUUGCCCAUGCAGAAUCGCCAUCUUCCUGCCCAAUUACUGACAUUUUGACUUUUCUCCAGAAGCUUAUUGCUGCAGGGAAGUCCCCAUCUACAUUGAAUGUGUAUAUGAUAGCCUCCCCACUUCUCACAGGAGAGUCGUGAGUUGCAUACACUUUGCACGGUUAGGGCAUUGAGUGCCUAUCUUGCCGCAACAAGAACAAUUUAUCAAACAGAACAGCUUUUUGUGUGUUAUGGGGAGAACAUCAAAGGUUACGCUGUCUCGAAGCAGAGAAUGGCACAUUGGAUUACCAAUGCAGUGUCAAAAUCACAUGCUGCAAUAGGUAGACCAACUCCAGAUGGCAUGGUAGCACACUCCACCAGGGGUAUGGCCACCUAAUGGGCCCUUGUUCAGAGGGGCCUCCCUGGAAUCAACACCCAUGCCUUUCAUGAGGUACUACAGACUCAAUAUUAUGUCCACACCAUCAGUGGUGUCUGUGGUUCUGGACACAGCACGCUCUCUCAACCCAGAUAAGUGAGCGUACUGUGAACCUUAUCACAGUACAUACUUAUCAACCAUCAGUGAGAUGGAUGUUCUAUACAGAGGGCUUCCCCUCUUGGUGCUGUUACACCUAAUUGAAGCCUCUCAUGUUUUAAGUUUUAGCUUUCAGCUUGUUUGUGUUUACAGUUGUAUACUACAGUUGGCAUUUAAUCCACCCUGUUGGGUUAAUAUAUUCUGUUGCAUCCUGUGGUGCAGGGUUUCCCAACCCUCUCCUCGGGCCCCCCAAGACAUUUCACAUUUUAGUUUUAAGCCUAAACUCAAUUAGCCAACUAAUCCUCCACCUCUGUGGAAUUCAAGUGAAGUCAUAGACAGUAUGUCACGUCACACCGCCUUUUAUAUUGACAGGUCACAUGGGUACAGUAAGGGAGUGGCGUGACUGUCAACACCUUUGAUAUUAAGCAUCUCAUCGCGUGAAGGGGAAGGAGUUCCCAUAGGUCGUUUGGUGACCCGUUAAUUUGAUGUGUGUAUGACGAUGUUACUAAUUAUGAAGAGUGUUUACAAUAACGUUGUGAUCUUGAUUUCAGGCACAAAGAACACCCCCCUUCAGAUCACUGCUAUGGUCAUUAGCCUGGGUUACUUCAUCUUUGACAUGGGCUGGUGUGUUUACUUCCGCACAGAGGGCCCGGUGAUGCUGGUCCACCACACCAUGAGCAUCCUGGGUAUCUUGCUGACCCUGAGCUUGGGGGAAUCAGGCAUGGAGUCCUGCGCCGUAAUCUUCGCCAGCGAGAUCACUAACCCCCUUCUGCAAGCUCGCUGGUUCCUGAGACAGUUGGGACGCUAUGAGAGCCUGACAGGGGAGGCGGUGGAUGUUCUGUUUGUAGUGCUAUUUGUGUUUAUGCGCAUAGUGGUUGGCGGAAGGAUGUUGUACUGCGAGCUCAUCUCCCCACGGCCCAGGUUCAUUAUAAAGUGUGAGGGAGUUGCCAUGUAUGUGCUGUCCUGGGUGUUCAUGGUGGACAUUGGUCGUUUCGCCUACCGCAAGAGUCAAUCCAAAUACAGACGCUGGAGAGACCAACACAGAUUGGCAGCAGUUAAAGAACAUGAUGGAAAAACAGACUGA